AUGGCAGGAGCUCGCAAAGGAGCUCUCGAAAAUGGAGUUAUUAUACAAAUUCAGGAUGUUCAUCAUGAGUAUAUGAAGAAAUUAUCGGAGCUUUCGAAGAUACAAGCAUCAUGUCUCAAAACAAUAAAACAUCAACAUUACAUUAUGGGUAAUUUCAAGGACACUUUAAAAAAGUUUGUUCCUUUUCGCAAAGCCGAAAUCAAUGCUACCACUGCUGACGAAAAAGGAGUUGUCGAGAAUAUUCGAAAAGAAAUGACUGAUGUUCGAGCGAAGUUGAAAUCAAUGGAAUCUGAAUUGCCUGUGCAAAACAACGGAUUUUAUCUUUCACUCAUUUUAGGAAAGAAUCUCAAUUUGUCCUUGUUAACCAAGGAUGACAAGUAUAAAUACAAAACGGAUUACGAGCUGUUCAAAUGGAAAGUGACUCUGGCAAUUUUCGUUGUUGUUAUUCUUUCCUACCUCUUUCCAUGGAGAGUGAUGGAUUCCAUCUGCAAUUUUCUCAUGGUUUGGUAUUACUGUACACUGACCAUUCGUGAAAGCAUCCUCAGAAUUAACGGAUCUCGAAUCAAAGGCUGGUGGGUGGCGCAUCAUUACUUGUCCUGCGUUCUUUCCGGCAUUGUGUUAACAUGGAGAGAUGGGGAAUGCUAUCAAACGUUCCGUCACCAAUUCCUACUGUUCGUGUUCUACAUAGCAUUUUUGCAGCUGCUUCAGUCACAAUAUCAAUCCGGCUGUCUGCGACGGCUUCAUGCCCUCGGCCAAGGACAUCAAAUGGACAUCACUGUUGAAGGAUUCAAGAGUUUCAUGUUCAAAGGGCUCACCUUUUUGUUACCAUUUCUAGUGGCUGGCUAUUUCUUUCAACUCUACAAUGCCUAUACUCUCUGGUACUUAUCUUAUGAUUGUGAAGGACAAUGGCAGGUAUUUGCGCUCUGCUGUAUGUUCUUCGUUCUGGCCGUCGGUAAUAUCACAACGACAACUUUGGUGAUUCUGAAGAAGCUUCAUACUUCGAGCUCCUAUAACUACGUGGUGGGAGUCAAAACCAAAUAUCGGCCAGGCGAAGUCGUUAAGGAGGAAUGA
This is a messenger RNA of Haemonchus placei, 1071 nucleotides long. Lineage: Eukaryota; Metazoa; Nematoda; Chromadorea; Rhabditida; Trichostrongylidae. The record is from the annotation of a GenBank genome assembly.